Messenger RNA from Syngnathus acus (greater pipefish), 3546 nucleotides. Its product is annotated as retinal guanylyl cyclase 2-like. NCBI's taxonomy places the organism in Eukaryota, Metazoa, Chordata, Actinopteri, Syngnathiformes, Syngnathidae. The transcript has 23 exons. Gene Ontology annotation, molecular function: peptide receptor activity; protein kinase activity; ATP binding. The coding region runs from base 116 to 3358 and encodes 1080 amino acids. The record is from RefSeq and is a predicted model, not a curated record. Gene Ontology annotation, biological process: intracellular signal transduction; cGMP biosynthetic process; protein phosphorylation.
AAACGAGAUUAAAGUCAAAGCCUCUUUCUCGCGCUGGCGGGCUCCUUGCACCUGACUCAGCGUCAGUUUGCUGGCUUUUCUGUGGGCAAAUGAAGCUCGGAGACAAAAAGUGAGGAUGCUGCUGCCCAGGUGGUUGCUGGGUCUGUGUUUGUGGUGGCUGAGUGUUGCAGAAGUAUGGACCGCUACCUUCAAGUUGGCACUCAUUGGUCCCUGGUCCUGCGAUCCGAUGUUCUCCAGGGCAAUGCCAACAGCGGCGGCCAACUUGGCGCUCUCAAGGUUACGAGUUGACCGCAGCCUAAGCCGGGGCUAUUGGUAUGAUGUCAAACUGUUGGAUGAGGAAUGUUCCACUUCUAAAGCUUUAAUAGAACUCGGUGACAUGGAAGGUUACGGUCACGCCUACGUGGGACCUUUUAAUCCUGCCCUAUGCCACGCUGCCUCUUUAUUGGCUCAACACUGGGAGGCGGGGCUUGCGUCGCCCAGCUGCCUGGAUGCCGACUGGCCCAACCUGCCACCCAUCCCUCGCCCCAGCGCGGUCCUGUUCGCCGUGCUCCGGUUCUUCCACUGGGCGCACGUUGGCGUCAUCUCGGCUCCGGUCGACAUUUGGAGGAGCACUGGAGAAGGAGUUGCCGCCUCACUCAGGGCUCUCGGCCUACCGGUGGGCCCCGUUGUCACCAUGGAAACUAACGCCAAGGAGGGUGCUCGGGAUGCACUUCAAGCAAUCCGAAAUGCGGACAAGGUCAAAGUUGUGAUCUUGUGCAUGACGUCUGUCCUCAUUGGUGGGGAGGAUCAGCGAAAGCUCCUCUUGGCCGCUCUGGACAUGGGCAUGGUGUCUGGCGGCUACGUCUUUAUUCCAUAUGACGCCCUGUUGUACGCGCUGCCCUACCAGGACACAACCUUCCCCCAGCUGACCAACAGCACCCAACUUCGUCAUGCCUACAGCGCCGUUCUGACUGUCACCAUGGCGUCGGAUCAAAAUUUCUACAAAGCAUUUCGCCAGGCCCAAAUGAACAGAGAGAUCCGAUCGGCCGUGGCAGCUGCGGAGGUGUCUCCGCUUUUCGGAACCAUCUUCAACAUGGUUUACUUCGUGGCCAAGGCCGUGGAGGAACGUCGUCAGGCGGGCGGCGGGCGAUGGGUGACGGGCGGUCAGUUGGUCCGCUCGGACGGAGGAUUCGACUUUCAGGGAUUCAACCAGGUGUUGUACGGCGGCAGCGACGGCCUCGGGAUGCAGGCGGGCUACGUGGUGCUGGACUGCAACGGCGACAAACUUAUGCCCACGCACACGCUCGCUCCAACGUCCACCAUCGGGCCGGUUGGAACUCUCUUGCCGCUGAGGCGCUCCUUCAGCUUCCCGGGAGGGAGACCGCCCAGCGCCAGCUUCUGUUGGUUCGAUCCUGAUGAGGCUUGCAAAGGUGCGCUAAAGACAAAUGCGCCCACCAAAUUGUUUUUGUUUUGUGUACGUCGUGCGAUUUCAUUUUUGUCCGUAGACACGGACGCUGUGACGGGAUUCUUUCUCUUAAUCGUCUGCGUUCUGCUUGGAGCCAUUUUCUUUUGGUUCAGGAAAUGGAGGGGAGCAGAGAACACCUCCAAACUCAUUCUGACGCUGGAUGACAUAGUCUUCAUCGACACUCAAGUCAGCAGAAAGAAGCUAAACGACGAAUCGAUCAUGAGGAGUCUUCUGGAAAUCAAAACGCCGUUCCGCUCCAUCGCCAGAAGUUACAUACUGACCACACCCGAGAGCUCCAAUAUCGGAAUCCUGGAGGGAGACUGGGUUUGGCUCAAGAAGUUCCCGGUGACGGGGACCACGACAGCUGUCAGUCAACGCACACAGAGGCUUUUCACCCAGUUAAGGGACAUGAGACACGAAAACCUGAAUCUCUACUUGGGCCUCUUUGUGGACUCGGGAAUCUUUGCCAUCGUGGUGGAGCACUGUCCUCGCGGCAGCCUGGCGGACCUUUUAGCCGACGGUGACAUGAGGUUGGAUUGGAUGUUCAAGUCGUCCCUCCUGAUGGACCUCAUCAAGGGGAUGAAGCAUCUUCAUCUGCGGGGUUUAAGUCACGGACGUCUCAAAUCCACAAACUGUCUGGUUGACGGGCGUUUUGUGUUGAAGAUCACGGAUUACGGAAUUCCCAUGAUCCUUCACUCGGAGAGCCUCAACACUGUUGAAGACCCGCAGGAACUGUUGUGGACGGCACCUGAGCUCUUGAGGUGUCCCGUCAGAGGAGGCACCAUGGCCGGGGACGUGUUCAGCUUCUCCAUCAUCAUACAAGAAGUCAUAUCGCGAACUCCCCCCUACGCCAUGAUGGACAUGCCUGCCCUAGACAUCGUGGAGCGGUUGAAGCAACCGCCGCCUCUCUGCCGGCCCGUCAUUUCUGUGGACGAAGCGCCGGCCGAAUGUCUCUCGCUGAUGAACGAAUGUUGGAACGAAGACCCAGCCAAGAGGCCGAACUUUGAUGAGAUCUUCAAGCAGUUUCGGGGCAUCAACAGAGGGAAGAAAGCGAACAUCAUUGACUCCAUGCUUCGGAUGCUGGAGCAAUACAGUUCCAACCUGGAAGAUCUGAUCCGAGAAAGAACCGAUGAACUGGAGGUGGAGAGAAACAAGACGGAUAAGCUAGUGGGACAACUGCUGCCCAAGUCGGUGGCUCAGUCUCUGAAGAAAGGGAAGCCGGUUCGACCGGAGCAUUACUCGGACUGCACUCUCUACUUCAGCGACAUCGUCGGAUUCACGACCAUCUCUGCUCUCAGCGAACCCAUCGAGGUGGUGGACCUGCUCAAUGACCUCUAUACCAUGUUUGAUGCCAUCAUCGCAUCUCAUGAUGUCUACAAGGUGGAAACGAUCGGCGACGCCUACAUGGUGGCCUCCGGCGUUCCCAACCGGAACGGCAAUCAACACGCAGCCGAGGUGUCCAACAUGUCGCUGGACAUCUUGCACUCCAUCGGAACGUUUAAGAUCAAGCACAUGCCUGAGAUUAAAGUCAAGAUAAGAAUUGGACUCCACUCCGGUCCAGUUGUAGCAGGCGUGGUGGGUCUCACCAUGCCCAGGUACUGCCUGUUCGGCGAUACUGUGACCACUGCUUCACAGAUGGAAGCCUCCGGACUUCCAUACAGAAUCCACAUCAGUCUGAGUACGGUCAAGGUCCUGACAAGCCUCAAACUGGGUUACCACAUGGAAACCAGAAAAGCUCAGGUGAAAGGUUCCGAGGACACAUUUUGGCUGGUGGGACGUGACGGCUUCAGUAAACAUCUGCCUGUUCCUCCGGACCUCCAGGGGGGGGCCAGUAACCAUGGAAUCAGCCUCGAUGAAAUCCCGGUCGAGAGAAGACAGAAGUUUCUGGACCGACAGAAGAAAAUAAAGAAAUAGACAUUGCCAAUGGUUUCACACAUUUGCGAGCUCGCACACACACGCGCACACACACACACACGCACACACGCGCACACGCACAUGCACACGCACACACACACACACACACACACACGCACGCACACACUACCUCUGAGUCUGCUUUUGAACAAUUUAGUGUAAAUAAAGCAAAAUGUGUUUUUUUAAGG